AAUUGGCAAAUGGAAAACCUUUCCUACCCAAGGAACAUGUUACUCCUGGAGGGGUUAAAUGUCACACAACAGUCCUCCUACCCAGCCUUCAUCCUUCUUCUCAUCAUUUACAUCUUCAUCAUGGUGUCCAAUAUCAGCCUCAUUGUGCUGAUCACAAUGGAGAGGAGCCUGCACCAUCCCAUGUACAUCAUCUUCUGCAACCUACCUCUCAAUGAUGCACUUACAGCCACUGUUAUCAUCCCCCGUUUGCUGAGUGACAUAUUCGUGGCAAGCACAGAACGCUACAUAAACUAUAUUGAAUGUGCUAUCCAAGCAUUUGGCGCUCACAUGUUUGGUACCAGCUCACAUACAAUAUUGAUGAUAAUGGCCUUUGACAGAUAUGUGGCAAUCUGUAAGCCCUUGCAAUACACUCUGAUAAUGACCAACAGGAUGAUUGUUAAACUAAUUGUGUUUGCAUGGGGUUCUGCUUUUCUCUUUGUUGGGGUUCUCUUGGGCCUCACCUUCCGACUUUCUCGUUGCAGAUCGGAAAUUCUUCACCCUUUCUGUGACAAUGCCUCAAUAUUUAAACUCUCCUGUGAAAGCACUAUUAUUAAUAAUAUCUAUGGACUCACUUUUACCGUGUUACUCCUGGGAUCGUCAAUGGGGAGUUUGAUAUUGACAUACCUUAGGAUAGCUAUAGUGUGUAAGAAAAACAAAAACCGGGUUCUGAGUAGCAAGGCCCUGCAGACCUGCUCCACACACCUGACUGUAUAUAUAAUUAUGCUGGUUUCUGGUUUCACCUUCAUCUUACUUCAUCGCUUUCCUGAAUGGUCCAACCACAGAAAACUGGCAGCAAUUUUGUUUUAUGUGAUUCCUCCUUGGGUUAAUCCUAUUAUCUAUGGUCUGCAGACCAAAGAGAUCAGGCAGAAACUUGUCAGUAAGUUUUAUCCAAAAAAGUGA
Messenger RNA from Esox lucius (northern pike), 939 nucleotides. Its product is annotated as olfactory receptor 2F1-like. Gene Ontology annotation, biological process: G protein-coupled receptor signaling pathway. The coding region runs from base 10 to 939 and encodes 309 amino acids. The record is from RefSeq and is a predicted model, not a curated record. Lineage: Eukaryota; Metazoa; Chordata; Actinopteri; Esociformes; Esocidae. Gene Ontology annotation, cellular component: membrane. The transcript has a single exon. Gene Ontology annotation, molecular function: olfactory receptor activity; G protein-coupled receptor activity.